ACAGUGGACCUCAUUUGCUUCUGAAAUGCAGGUAAGUGGUGGUGUGUUGUCCUUUACGGUUAUAAUAUUGUCUAGAAACAUUAUUUUACAUUUGGAAAAAUGGUGUUUUAGUUUAUGAAUCGCUGGCCAGUGAAAAUGCUCAUGAAACAGCACCACAACGGACUUAAACGAAGCAGUAGCUUAACUUUUAUUUUUGGUAAUGAGUUGUACCUGUCGCAUUAAUACUGCCCUCAAGCUCUUCUCUGAGGGUUAAAUCUAAACUUGGUUCAGCGAGUCCAACUCAUAUUACGACCGCUCCUGGUCAAAAUGAUAUCCAUACUGUGUGUAUUUCAACUGCUGCCAGCAUGCUUUAGCAAUAAAUAGGUAGCUCUUGUAACAUGUCUUGCCAUCCUACCAUUACUCUAUAGAUGUUUUAUAGCUUAUGGAGGUGUAUGAUAUCUUAGAUAGCAUUCUUUUAUUAUUCAAAUGUAUUAUUGACAAAAAUGUUAUUCUACAAAUUGUGUUUGCAAUGAUGCACAACACCGGUGCUAAACAAGGGGUGUGAUCCAGUCAAUGUUUCAAGUAGCGUCUGAAUAAACACGUUCUUAUGCAAAUGACAUAAGUUCAAUCACAGAGAUAUUGAUGAACAGAUCAAAUGCAUAAUAGUAUACAGUAUUUAUGUUCUUCAAAAUCAUGUAUUACUGUUUCAGCGCUCCUGGUUUGAUAAAUGUGUUAUAAAGUCACCAGCAGAAAGUAUUCUAAACUACCUUUGUGAAAGUCUCUUAGGAAGCCUGAGUAAGGUGGCAUUCCUGUAAAUAGCCUAGUACUAAACUUUACAGUACAUACUCUAUAGAUUAACAACCUUAAUAUUUGCUGCUGUGUAUCAAUCAGUGAGGAAUGGUAACACAACAGCAGCUAAUUGGAUUAUUUUGAAUUUGAAUUCUUCUUUCACGACUCUUGUAAACAUGUUCGAGAAGGAAAGGCUUGUAUUGGGCUUGGUUGUGUACCAAGACUUCCUGUUACUGCUGCUACUGCUAGUGAAGCACAUUUAACAGUGUUUGAGGGAGGGCAGUCAGUUUAGAUAAAUAAACUGUUUAAAAAUGAUUAUGAUUCAGAGGUGGUUACAUGUUUCUCUGGUGUCUAUCACAGAAUUAAGACACGUGCUGUGUAUAUAAAAAUAAGGUGCUACUCUACAUCACUUAGAUUGCCUCCAGAACCAGUCCAUGUGCAAGCUAUUUAGAUGUAUAAAAACUUCAAUGCAACACUGUUUAACUUGCACAUGUAUGGUAGAUUGAUAGCUUAAAAGACCCAGGAGAGCAUAUCAUAGCUUGAGGAUAUGAAUUGUGCAUAAAUAUGUAUUGCAUGUAUUUUGUUAUUACAAUUUGUUACACAUAUACAUUUUAAUAGUCUGUAUUGGUUGAAAAUGUUACUAGGAUCUGAUUUAAUAAUUUCUCCCCAGGCUAUUGGAGAAUUCCUUAUAAAGACUACAUCUUGUUUUAUAUUGAAAGGGUUUGACUGUAAUAACAUAAUAUCGUUAACAGCAUAAUAUACUUCAAAAUGUCAUACUUCUAAUAAUUGUCAGAACCAAUGAUACUACAGAGAAACGCAGUUAUACAUUUAGGCAAAUUGUGUGUCUUUCCCUUUUUGUUUUAAUAGAUUUACUAUUUAUUAAGAAAAUUAAAAUCAUUAUUGGUAUGUGUAGUAUAGUGUGUUAUUAAUGCUUAAUUACAGGGACGUAACAUAUAUAUAUUUCUAGACUUUUCUUUUGGUUGUACACAGAUAACAACAUCUUAUCUGGGAAAAGUCUGGAAUAUAUAUUACACAGUACAGUAUGUUACAUUAUAGUACUUGAUCUAUUUACUGUAUAUUAUUGGUUUGGCUUACUAGGAACACAUACUGAAAGAAGAGUACAAUGAUUGAUUUCUGUAGUGAACGCUGUUAUUUGUUAAAUAAGAAAAAGGAAAGCAAAAUAUGCCAGGCAUGUGAGUUAUGAUGCUCACAACAGCACUGGCACACUGGGGUACUGACCAACCUACACUGGCAUUAUUAUCUGCAAAGCAUGCAUUGUGCAUUCAGCAAUGUUGCGUGAAUAUUCAGAUCUGCUUGUCUGGAGAGCUCAGCACUGCGCUUGUUGAAUUAACCUUGGACACCAUUUUCUGUAAAAACAUGGCUUUCUUCUGCAAUGUCUCUUUGGUGAGGAACUUCAUGCUUUCAGUGUGUAGAUCAGCUGGUGCCAAUGAAGACUUCACAGAGGAAGACGACAUAACAACAGGAAAUCUGGGGCCUCUAAUGGAACCCCAUCUACCAGAAAGCUCUUCGGACAAUGAGGAAGAAACAGUGUCCCUCGCAGCGGGGCAAGAAUUCUCCACAGAUGUGCAGCUCACAUUUUGUGUGAGGAGACGGUCAUGUGGGCUUCAGGAUUCAGCCCUGCAGGAGGGGGUCAGAACGAGGCUGAGGAUUGUUGAGAGCAGUGGUCAGGAAAUACCUGAGCUGUUCAAGGAUUUGUCAGCUAGGCUGGUAUCUGUUCACAUUGAAAGAGACUGCUUUUCCAUCACCUUCAAGACAGUAGAAGAGAUCUGGAAGUUCUCAACGUAUCUUGCGCUAGGACAUGUUGCCCGCUGUUUGGAGAACUUUCUGUUUGACCAGUCUUUCUGGUUGAAUGAAGCCCUUGUAGAUGAUGUGGAGAUCAGUGUGACACUAAAUCAAGAACAUCUUGCAACAGUGUACCUGGGGCUGCUUCUGCAGGAAGGGACAUUCUUUGCCAAAGCCCUGUGCCCCAUUACAAACCCUGACGAUGGUGACCUGUGUAUCAAAAAGAACGACCUGGUCAUGGUGAAGAACGUUGGUCAGGAUUCGUUUUGGGAAGGCAUGUUGCUCUCUUCAGGGCGACAUGACUUAGUGCCAGUGUCAGCCAUGCAACCCCUUCCUUACCCAUUUUACCAGUGGUUCCUCAAGACAUACCCAGGAGGUCCUUGUAGUCCAUCCCCCGGCAAAUGCCUGUUUGACCACGCCAUUGGUAAAGGCACCUGUGUUGCUGUAGUGGAUAACAAUUCAAAAGGGACGGAUGAACUCAAUUUUAACAAAGGGGAGCAGUUAGAAAUUGUUGGCUUCCUUCUCUCUGGGCUGGAGUGGUUUGUAGGAAGAUGUGUCUCCAGUGGAAAAACAGGAUUUGUCCGAACAAUACAUGUGAAACCAGAGAGUUUUAAACCACUAGAUACACAUUUAGUCUUUCUGAGUGAAGAAGAGAAAGCAUUACUAACCAUGUUAGACCCCAGCAGUGAACAAUGUUACGAUACUCUCUUGAACAACCUUUCAAAAACUGACAUCAAUACAGUUUACAGACUAGAUAAAUUGGUCAAAUCCGAAUUUCCAGAUCUUAAGAACAAAUCACAGCUUGAAGAAAUGAGUUUGGAUGGGUUCACAGAAAGCUCCAUGUUAGAAAGAUGUGAAACGACCCCCACUGAGCACUCACCCGAGCAAACUGACUCAAAAUCUCAGUGCUCAAACAAAGACAUUACAUGUCUUACAUUCAGCUCUGAAGAUACAUUCAAGGAAAUGGAUGAACUUGAAGAGGAUCCAAAAUUCUUUGUAGAUCUUAACACCUGGGAUACAGAGGACUCUGAAUUUUUUGAACCAAUUCUGACGUUCCUAAAUGAAGAUCAUUAUGUUUCACACUACCAGAGCCUCUAUGACAUCUCCUUUUCCUUUCUGAAUUCCACCUUCUAUGGAUUUUCAGAAGAGGGUGAGCUAGUUCAGUAUCUGGAGAAUGCAAGGGAAUGGGCAAAGAAAAGCAGAAUGAACUGGGCUCUCAGGAGGAUCUGUUUUCUUUUGGGUAGGCUUUGUGCAAAAAAGGUGAAGUUCUCACAGGCUAGGGUUUACUUUGAAGAAUCACUUGGUGUCCCGGGCUGUGAGUUUGCUGACACAUUUCUGUUAACUGCCCUCUACAUAAACCUUGCAGUUAUCUACUUGAAACAAAAUAUGAAAGAAAAGCUGGAAGUGAUUUUGGAAAAAGCCAACGCACUAUUCCUUUGCCUUCCUCAACACCUCUUCAGCUCCUUCAAUGAGUUUGAAGUUCUACAGCUUGUCCUUAAGAAAGCGAUUAUGACAAGUGAUAUGCACUUAGAGGCCCGGACCUGUUUUCUUGUCAUGACCCUCUUCUUAAAGCUUGGAAGGACGGAAGGAGCCUUGCCCUUUGUGGAACGUCUGCAGUUUCUCUCACUUAGCAUCUCUGCCCAAACCACAGUUUCCCCUGUGGACCUGAAUUGGAUGCUGAGCACACUCUACUAUGACAAGUACCUGCCACAUAUGUCUUUGGGGUCAUUAAGACUUGCUUCAGAUCAAAGAUGGUCCCUUCAUGCUACUCUUCAGAAAGUGGACCGGUUUAUUCAAAAUGCCAUUAGACUCAAUGCACAAUGGGCAGGAGAUAACUCACCUCUCCCAGCACAAAUAACAAUUUACCUCAAGCAAGCUUUAGCGAUUGCAAGCCAAAGUGGUGACAUACAGGCGGAAAGAGACCUGUGCCUGAGUUUGGUCAAUGUAUAUCAACAUUAUAGAGUUUUUGACGGCGCAGUAGAGUAUGCUGAAAGAGCUAUAGAGACCGGGAGACAAAUCAAUGAAGAAGAGGCUUUUAAAGCUUCACUGUUGUUGGCCUGGUUGCUCAUUUGUAAUGAACAAGUGGAAAAGGCCUCAGAUAUACUGGCGUCUCUCCUCAAAUCUCUGGAUGAAACGGACAGUUCUACACAAAGAGGGGUUGUUCACAAUCUCCUGGCCAUUUGCUUACGGAAAGACAAUAGGAUCAAGGAGGCAGCUGGUAACUUGUACUGGGCACUGAAAAAGUCUCAAGAAACUGGAAACAAAAGAAAUCAAGCACUUACACUGGCUAACUUCGGCUACCUAGCGCUUUCCAUUAGGGCCUACGUUCUGGCUGAGGGCUACCUUCUCAAGUCACUUCAGCUCUUUUCAGAACUCCUUAACAGCUCCACAGAUGCAGACCCCGUGCAGGCUUGUCUCUUGCUUGGGCAGUGCUACAUUGACACAAAGCGGACUGAGGAUGGGAGGCUAUGCUAUGAAACAGCCCUUCUAAUAGCUAUGAGUGCCAGGAAUCUACACAGUCAGCUGCAUGCUGCUAAAUCGCUCAGCUGUUUUUAUGAGAAAGUUUUGCCCAGACUCGGACAGUGUAUUAUAUAUUAUGAACACUGUGUGGCACUGUUGAGACAGCUGAAGGAUAAAAGGCUGGAAGGAGAGCUUUUGGAAACUCUGAGCAAACUCUAUUCAUCACUGAAAACAGAAAAAGCCUGUAGAAAGUCCUUAGAUUACACCAAGCAGAGCCUCAGAAUUUUCAUUGACCUGGGAAAGAAAGACAAAGAAGCUGAAAGCUGGCUUCAGGCAGGGAGAAUCUACUACAUGAUACGAGAAAAUGAACUGGUGUAGAUGUAUCUACAUGUACUGAACUUAAAAACUGUGACAUGACAAAUAAUCUCAGAGAAACAGGAUCAUUAUUGAAGUAUCUGCAGCUAUCGAGACGGCUCAGAGGAUGAAUGAUUCACAGUUUGUCAUGAGGAUGUAUGAAGAAGCUGGGGAUGUCUUUUAUAAAGGGAAUGGACACAGAGAAGCUGCAAU
This is a messenger RNA of Acipenser ruthenus (sterlet), 5598 nucleotides long. RefSeq names its product SH3 domain and tetratricopeptide repeat-containing protein 2-like. The coding region runs from base 1969 to 5409 and encodes 1146 amino acids. Lineage: Eukaryota; Metazoa; Chordata; Actinopteri; Acipenseriformes; Acipenseridae. The record is from RefSeq and is a predicted model, not a curated record. Gene Ontology annotation, cellular component: recycling endosome. Gene Ontology annotation, biological process: regulation of intracellular protein transport; regulation of ERBB signaling pathway. The transcript has 15 exons. Gene Ontology annotation, molecular function: protein binding.